AUGACAUUACCAAAUAGAUUAAUGUCAACAGAUGAGAUUUUUUAUUUUGUUAGAGCUGCAGAUUGUUAUCAAAAUGUGUCCAUUGCUUAUCGAAUCCUGUUAACUGUUCCUGUUAUGGUAGCAUCUGCUGAAACAAGUUUUUCAAGACUAAACUUACUAAAGAACUAUUCGAGAUCAACUAUGUCACAAGAGAGAUUGAAUGGCUUGGACAUGUGCUGUAUUGAGAAAGAUAUGUUGGGCAACUUUGCUCUUGACACUAUUAUUAGUGAUUUUUCCUCUAAAAAUGCUCGAAGGUGUCGCUUCUCCUGA
Messenger RNA from Triticum turgidum subsp. durum (durum wheat), 309 nucleotides. Lineage: Eukaryota; Viridiplantae; Streptophyta; Magnoliopsida; Poales; Poaceae. The record is from the annotation of a GenBank genome assembly.